Molecule: messenger RNA, 955 nt
Organism: Pan troglodytes (chimpanzee)
Lineage: Eukaryota; Metazoa; Chordata; Mammalia; Primates; Hominidae
Gene: LGALS16
Product: galectin 16
Exons: 5
Coding region: 402-830 (142 amino acids)
Molecular function (GO): carbohydrate binding
Source: RefSeq, a predicted model, not a curated record
AAUCUGCAGAAGAAACAGUGUCCCUCAAACUUUGAUUUACAUGGACACCAACAGAGGGUGUAUCUAGAGCCCAAGUGUGUGACAGUCAGAUGAAAGUGGCCCUUACCUAGCAAAGCCAAGUGGCUUAGUGUGGGGCAGGUUCAUGCAAGAAAUUUCUCUACUUCUCUCCACAGAUCCUCCUCAGGAUCAAGACACAGACUUGCAAAUAGUUAUGGUUGUGACUGAGUUUCUUCGUGACACCUGACCCUUUCUCAUGCUGCAAGGAAAGCUUGCUGGGAGGAGCAUGGAAUCUGGAAUGAUGCCAGAGGGCAAAGCUGAAAGGGGUCAUUUAAGUGCUGCAACUCAGAGAUUCACUCAGAAGACUGGACACAAUUCCGAAGGUCGCCCAGAAGGAGAGGACAAUGUCAUUUCUAACUGUGCCAUACAAACUGCCUGUGUCUUUGUCUGUUGGUUCCUGCGUGAUAAUCAAAGGGACACCAAUCGACUCUUCUAUCAAUGAACCACAGCUGCAGGUGGAUUUCUACACUGAGAUGAAUGAGGACUCAGAAAUUGCCUUCCAUUUGCGAGUGCACUUAGGCCGUCGUGUGGUCAUGAACAGUCGUGAGUUUGGGAUAUGGAUGUUGGAGGAGAAUUUACACUAUGUGCCCUUUGAGGAUGGCAAACCAUUUGACUUGCGCAUCUACGUGUGUCACAAUGAGUAUGAGGUAAAGGUAAAUGGUGAAUACAUUUAUGCCUUUGUCCAUCGAAUCCCGCCAUCAUAUGUGAAGAUGAUUCAAGUGUGGAGAGAUGUCUCCUUGGACUCAGUGCUUGUCAACAAUGGACGGAGAUGAUCAGACUCCUCAUUGUUGAGGAAACCCUCUUUCUACCUGACCAUGGGAUUCCUAGAGCCUGCUAACAGAAUAAUCCCAACUCAACCCCUUCCCCUACACUUGGUCAUUAAAACAGCACCAGACCG